Messenger RNA from Porites evermanni, 1335 nucleotides. The record is from the annotation of a GenBank genome assembly. NCBI's taxonomy places the organism in Eukaryota, Metazoa, Cnidaria, Anthozoa, Scleractinia, Poritidae.
AUGCAAAAUAUAUUUUACUCUGUAGAUGUGCCUGAAAUCCUUAAUAACGGAACGUCACUUGAUACUGAAGAUAACGACAUAGCACAUAUCACGUGCUCAUCACGUGCGGAUCCACCACCUGUCAUUCGAUGGGAGAAAAAAGGAGUAGAGGUCAAAGACAGAGAUGAAGGCGUAGCCAUUUUGUCAACAAGUAACUCUAGCCUAGAGGAAAGUCAUCUGUUUGUUGCUGUAACCAGUAAUGAAAGAAGAGGGGAAUAUAUUUGCAUCGCAACCAAUGAAAAAGGCAUCUCAAAGCAGGCUUUUCUAAUAACAGGUAUUUUACUUUUAAACCUGGGGACAAUUUAAUUAAACUUUUACAAGUGUAAUUUACCAUUGCAGUAGGCAUUGUUUUUAGAGUCUGAACUGACAAUAUACAUGUACUUGAGAUUUGUUUGGGUUGAGAUCUUAUUGGAAAUAACACAUUUCUUCUUUGAGUUAACAGUUCUUCGAUUGUUCACACAGGACAGUGCAAAUAUACCCUCUUUAGCACAAACCAAUGAAGAAAAGAGGAUCCCAAUUAUGGAGUUAACCGUUGGCUGUGAAAAGGCCAAAAGUUUGGACGUCGGUAAAAAGUGGAUAAAAAUUCAACCACCACUGGCAGUAGUUAGAAAAAAUUGGCCUUAAAAAUUAAAAUUUCCCUAGCCACAACUUUUUCGUUAGAGAUUGUGGAAAUUGCUUGCUACGACUUUACCGGCAUGUGUCUCGUGGUUGAUGAACCCUUUUUAAGCCACUACUCAUCCAAGAAAGGUCCUUAUAGAUCGUCCUCCAAUGUAAGGUAAUCCGGAUUAUAUACGGGAAAUUUUUGCUUGUAAAAUUCGGAAUCCUGGGCUUUGGAAUCCGGAAGCCAAGCUGCACUGACAAGGAAUCCAUAAUCCAGAACCUGGAAUCUGGAAUCUACAGCGUGGAAUCCAGAAUCCAAGACUGUCAUGAAAGUGACCUAGAAGCUUACCAACUGACCUUACUGAAAAAUGAGUUCCAACGACAUCAACAACAACCGUCAAAUAAUAAAGUCCGUCAACAGUAAAUUCCCCACUCAAAGAUUGAUACCCUAGUCGCCUUGUUUUCUUAGAAUAGGGGGAAUGAUGAUAAAUCAUAUUCAUUAAAUCUCUAUUUUCAGGAAAAUCGAAAGGACUUUCACGGGUGGACAUUGCUGCGAUAGGUAUCUCAGUUGGAAUUACUUUGUUUUUAUCACUGGCCAUCGGGUUUUUCUUGUGGCGAGGAACAAGGAAUAAAAACCUCGCGAAAAGGAGGGAGAGAAUAAGGACAAUAUCAGAGAAUUCAGCACAGGUGGGUUGA